AUGGCACCAGUUCACAAAAUAAUUGUAAAGGAAGCCGAACCUGUGCUAUCCUCCGAGGAUGUGUAUUGCGUUUGUCGCCAGAGCCACAGCAACGGAUUUAUGAUAUGCUGUGACAAUUGCAACGAGUGGUUCCACGGAGAUUGCAUCGGAAUGCCCGAAGAUAUCGGGAUACAGCACGACACCUUCUACUGCGGCGAAUGUUGCCGCAGAAAUCCUCUAUUAAAGAGCACCUAUAAGGCGAACCCACCAAGCACAGCCAGAGCUCAGAGGGACUCGGAUCCCAUGCCGAAAACUCCAAAAAAGGCCAGAAUUAUCAAUUCAGCCGGGGUCAGACAGCGACCCCGCAGGAAAUCCACGUUUAUCCCGGAGCCUGCGGAGGCGCCCCUUCCGAAAACUCCUGCACCAAAGACUCCAAAACGUCGCGGUAAAUCCAGCAAGACAGAGAUCCAGGAAGCAGUGAAGGUGGUGGAUGGUGUUAAAGAAAAACCCGAUAAGCCAACUGCAGUAGAUCAAAGACCAAAGAGAACUGCGAAGAAAAAGGAUCCAAAGCCAGUGGAUGAAUUCACAGAGGAUGAUCCAAAACCGGCUAAAAAAGAUAAAAAGUUAGAUCUGAAACCACUCGAAAAGACCUUCGAAUCGAAGGGAAUUCAAUGCGACUUGCUUAAAGAGUUGGCACAGCAAGUUCCCAAGCCAUCCGGCAAAAAGAAGGGCACGUGCUUCACAGCCUUUUGCAACCUAAUCGCACGACCCGAUUCCAGAUACUGUUGCGAUGAGUGUGGCAACUUCACCGCCCUCACAAACGCAUUCGCCAUACACCUUUUGCCCAUUAUAUCGAAUGAUAAGCUGGCAAAGACUUACGUUAGCUACAUGGUAAGUGACUCUAAAAACAAUCACAAGUCAAAAGAAAAAUCACAGUCUACUGAGCCAGAAGUGGAAAACGAAUCGAGGGCAAAAGGGGCAAGGGCGGAAAGAAGGAAAUCGAGAUAUCGUAGUCCUAGCAAUAGUUUGGCAAAAGGCCCAGAUCUUCGCAAGACUCCAGCUAAAAAACCGAAGCUCCCAGAAGAACUGUCUUCAUCAAGGUCUAGAAGCUCACGGAAGUCAGUGGCAGAACCUCGAGACAUCACUCCAUCUGACUCGGAGUCACAACAAAACUCUAGGCAUAAGACUGCCAAGGACUCGAGGACUAGUUCCAAGCGAAUUUAUUCAAAGACUCCUUGUGAAGACUCCAAGUCCUCCAGGUCUUAUAGGAAUGCAUCUAAAACAGCACCCAAUAGUCCUGUCGCUCAAAAGAAAACUUCUAAACAAAAACAUGCCACUCAGUCACCACCAGUCCAGAAAAGAGUGGGCAGAAAACGAAAGUUGUCUGCGGAUGUUGCAUCCACUUAUGAAUCAAAAGCGCCUCAAGUUAGUCGUACGGGAAGUACGGAGUCUACUUCUAGAAGUAGGAAUCCUGUGCCGUCGACAUCGAACCAAAAAAAAAGAAAACAGUCAUUUAGUGAAGCGAUAAGCUACGAUACAACAUUUGAGAACAGCGAGAAAAUCAAGACAAUUAGCUGCAUAGUGUCCAAUAUGGUGCCCAAGGAGAAGGCCUUGUUGGCCAGGAAGAGGAUGAUGAAGAAGUUGAGCUCGGAGCAGCAGCCGCGACAGCCACCAGGUGACUUACAGAAGGAAACACGAAAUGGACAUUCGUUGAAGAUAUUAAAUACUUGA
Molecule: messenger RNA, 1710 nt
Organism: Drosophila erecta
Lineage: Eukaryota; Metazoa; Arthropoda; Insecta; Diptera; Drosophilidae
Product: death-inducer obliterator 1
Exons: 4
Coding region: 1-1710 (569 amino acids)
Biological process (GO): positive regulation of DNA-templated transcription
Cellular component (GO): Set1C/COMPASS complex
Source: RefSeq, a predicted model, not a curated record